GGCCGGCGUCACCUUUUGCUUCAGUGGCGGCCCGCUCAUGUCCUUCUAAUAUUAUUUAACGCGGGUAGCCUUUGGUUAAAAUUUCGAAAACUUCAAUUUACUGUGCAACUACAAGGUACACUUCAGCGACUGAUAACCCUGACAAGUGUUCUACCCGCUUCGAAGAACGGAUGUUACAUUCAUCAGUUUGAGCUUGCCAUGGAUGCUCAGAACUGUGGUCCUUGUGAGCUGGAACUCUACCGUGUGGAUCAGGCUCCAGCAACUGUAUAUUACAUCCCCAACUUUAUUACUGUGUCAGAAGAAAACUAUCUUCUGCAGCAGGUUUAUAAUUCACCCAAACCCAAAUGGACUCAGUUGUCAGGAAGAAGGCUACAGAACUGGGGUGGUUUACCUCACCCAAAGGGCAUGCUCACUGAGAAGCUACCCGAUUGGCUGGAGAAGUAUACCAAGAAAAUCUCAUCCAUGCAACUUUUUGCAGAGAAAGUCGCUAACCACGUUUUGGUUAAUGAAUACAAUCCUGGUGAAGGAAUAAUGCCUCAUGAGGAUGGACCUCUGUACUUUCCAACUGUGACCACCAUAAGCCUUGGCUCUCAUACGCUAUUAGAUUUCUAUCAUCCCAUUAAAAGAGAGAAUGAAAAGGGAGAGAUUGCUUUUCCUCAAACUGAAGAGAAUCGCUACAUUUUAUCUUUGCUGCUUGAACCACGUAGCCUCCUAGUGCUGAAAGAUGACAUGUACUUGAAAUAUCUGCAUGGAAUCAGGCCUAUGUCAGAAGAUAUUAUCACAGAGAAGGUUGCAAACCUGAAAUCGUGCAACUCAAAACUUGGGUCCGUUUUAACGAGAACUACAAGAGUAUCUCUGACUAUUCGUCACGUGCCAAAAGUUUUAAAAACUACCAUACUACUAGGGAGGAAAAAAUAAGAGAGCUUUUUCUUUAAAAUAACUUGGGGUUCCAGUUUCUGCACAACUUAUUGUCUCCUUUCCCAUCCUUCCUGCCUGAACAUUUCUCAUGUACACCAAGAGACAAAUGCUGUCAAUUUUUCCAUUACGAAACAAGUUCAGGCUGGAUCUGUUGUGAUUUUUACUCAAUGUCCACACACAUACAGUUUGCAAUGGAGGUCAUCGUAAGGCGAGCAGGAACAGAAACAGGCUUUUCUCUUCUUUCCCACCCCUACCUUCACACUCCAUUGCCCCUGGUUAUAGUCCAGCGGAGCCAGUUAUUGUACCAAUGCUGAUACUUGAACUAGAAUCAGCAAGCUCUAUAUAAACUAGAAUUAAAUCUGAAUCAUCACUGAGCUAUGCAAGUAAAAUCCACACCUGGCAUGUGACUUGCUUGUUAUACAGUGGGACUGUAGAGCUGUCCCAGUCUUCCGAGUUGUUAAAAUCACUGGAUAAAUUUAAAUAUCCUUUCCAUAAUGCUACUGUGCACAAUAGCCUCUCCUGAAGUACGUACCAGCUAGUCCACUGUGAUUUAGUAAAUUAUUGAAAGAAAUGACUUCUCCUAUGUAUUGACUAAAGAAAUGUUGUUUGUCUGUGGUCACGAACAUUGACAGAAUAGGUUUUAUUUAUUCAUUGUAAUGAGUAAAUAUGCAUCACCACUUUA
This is a messenger RNA of Pristis pectinata (smalltooth sawfish), 1600 nucleotides long. RefSeq names its product alkB homolog 6 (gene alkbh6). The record is from RefSeq and is a predicted model, not a curated record. Bases 199 to 918 code for a protein of 239 amino acids. Lineage: Eukaryota; Metazoa; Chordata; Chondrichthyes; Rhinopristiformes; Pristidae. The transcript has 7 exons.